Molecule: messenger RNA, 951 nt
Organism: Penicillium lagena
Lineage: Eukaryota; Fungi; Ascomycota; Eurotiomycetes; Eurotiales; Aspergillaceae
Product: isocitrate lyase/PEP mutase family protein
Exons: 3
Coding region: 1-951 (316 amino acids)
Molecular function (GO): catalytic activity
Source: RefSeq, a predicted model, not a curated record
AUGACUCUCACUAUUUCUAGCCUGUCGAAUAUCAGUUCCAAGAUGAAUGGAAUAGCAACUGAGACCACUACUUCAGUCAAAGUGGCCAGCGCAGCGUCAAAGCUGCGCAACCUUAUCACGAACAGCAAGAUCCUUGUAUGUCCCGGGGUCUACGACGGAAUCUCUGCCCGAACUGCAUUGGAGCUUGCGGGAACCACCGCAUCUUGCUUGGGCAUGGCCGACCUGGGGGUAGCUCAGCUUCACGAUAUGCGAACCAAUGCCGAGAUGAUCGCCAACCUCGACCCCUUCGGUCCGCCUUUAAUUGCAGACAUGGAUACUGGGUAUGGAGGCCCUCUCAUGGUCUCCAGGGCCGUCCAGAGUUAUAUCCAAGCUGGUGUGGCCGGUUUCCAUAUUGAGGACCAGAUCUUGACCAAGCGUUGUGGACACCUGAAGGGCAAGAAGGUGGUGGAGCUUGAGGAGUAUUUGACUCGGAUCCGCGCUGCAAAUUUAACAAGAGAGCGGCUACAAUCAGAUAUUGUUCUAAUUGCCCGCACUGAUGCAUUGCAGCAGCAUGGGUACGAUGAAUGUAUCCGCCGCCUGAAAGCUGCCCGUGAUCUGGGCGCUGACUGCGGGCUUCUGGAGGGCCUUACAUCCAAAGCGAUGGCCAAGCAGGUGGUCCAAGACCUUGCUCCCUGGCCACUCGUUCUCAAUAUGGUGGAGAACGGCGUCGGUCCCGUCAUUACCGUGGCUGAAGCAGAAGAGAUGGGGUUCCGCGUGAUGCUUUUCUCUUUCGCGUGCUCGAUCCCAGCUUACUUGGGUAUCCGCACUGCUCUGGAAAAUCUCAAGACACGCGGAGUGGUGGGCACACCAGAUGGGUUUGGACCUCGCAAUUUAUUUGAAGCCUGUGGCCUUGGGACUGCGAUGGCUAUCGAUAUGGAUGCUGGUGGCAUUGGAUUUGUGAACGGGACCUAA